CGACGGCAAUUUCAUCGAUCACGCCUUCGGCCCCUGUUCGCCUGGUUGAGCUUGUUUGAGCACUACCUGGCAGCUUCAGUGCGAGCCUGUAGACCAACUCCAGCGCCGAGGACGAAAAACCGCGUCGCCGCGGCCCCCGCCGGCCAAAAGAAACCCUCUUUGAGGCCAGCGGCAAAUUGCCGCAAGAAGCCCAGGAUGGUGAAGCUCAGGCGUCCCCUCCUCGCCGCCGCGUCGGUGAGCUCCGCCGCGGCCUUGCUAGCGCCGCAGCCCGCCACGAAGCCCCUCACCGCGAGAUCGGUCCUCGCGAGCCCCGUCGACGCGCCCUGGAGCCCCGGUUCGUGGAGAAACUACGAGGCGAAGCAGAUCCCCAAAUAUGAUGAAGAAAAACUCCGAAAAGCGGAGGAGGAACUCGCCGGUAGUGCCCCAUUAGUGUUCGCGGGAGAAGUACGCACGCUCAUGUCCGACCUCGGCCGAGCCUGCAAGGGUGACGGGUUUGUCAUUUUUGGCGGUGAUUGUGCGGAAUCCUUUGACGAGUUCUCGGUAGAUCAUGUGAGAGACACCUUCAGAGUUAUCUUACAGAUGGCCCUGAUCUGCACCUAUGGCGGCGGCCAGCCCGUCAUCAAGAUCGGGCGCAUGGCGGGCCAGUUCGCCAAGCCUCGCUCGUCGUCGACCGAGACGAUAGAUGGCGUCACUCUACCGUCCUACCAGGGCGACAAUAUUAAUGAGGACAAGUUUACGGCCGAAGCCCGAGAACCGAAUCCGAGUAGGAUGGUCAAGGCCUACCACCAGUGCGCCCAGACGCUGAACAUCUUGCGGGCCUUUUCUACCGGCGGCUACGCCGAUCUGUCGCGUUUACACAACUGGAACCUGGACUUCGUCGAGCAGACGCAACAGGGGUCUCAAUAUAGAAGGCUCGCGACGAAGGUCGAAGAGUCUUUGCGCUUUAUGAGGGCCAUCGGCGUGGACACGACCACCCCGGAGUUCACGCAGUCCAACUUCUACACGGCCCACGAGUGUCUUCUGCUGCCUUACGAGCAGGCGAUGACUAGGGAGGACUCUACCACAGGCAGGUGGUACGACUGUUCUGCGCAUUUGCUCUGGGUCGGCGAGCGGACGAGACAGCCGGGUCUCGCGCACUUCGAGUUCGUGCGCGGCAUCCAGAAUCCGGUCGGCGUGAAGAUUAGCGACAAGGCCUCGCCCGACGACGUCAUCGAGAUCCUGGACACGUUCAACCCGAAGAACGUGCCGGGCAAGGUCACGUUGAUCACGCGCAUGUCCGCCGACAAACUUCGAGAACAUUUACCUUCUGUAUUAAACAGGGUCAAGGCCGAAGGAAGGGCCGCCUUGUGGGUCUGCGACCCCGUCCACGGCAACACCUACACGUCCAGCAACGGCUUCAAGACGCGAGACGUGGCGGCGAUCAAGGCCGAGAUCCAGGCCUUCUUCGACGUCCACGAGCAGUGCGGGACGCACGCGGGCGGGAUUCACCUCGAGAUGACGGGGAAAGACGUCACCGAGUGUGUGGGCGGCGACAUGAACGCCGUGACGGUGGACGGCCCAAGAGGCUUGGACACGAAGUACCUGACGCACUGCGACCCGCGGCUGAACUCGGCGCAGGCGCUCGAGAUCGCGUUCAUGGUCGCCGAAAGAUUGCGGGGGCAGGCUGGCUUGCCGGCGAUGUUGGAUUAGGUCUCCCCGGGUAAUAUAUCCCUCCUU
Pelagomonas calceolata is the source of this 1716-nucleotide messenger RNA. The record is from the annotation of a GenBank genome assembly. Lineage: Eukaryota; Pelagophyceae; Pelagomonadales; Pelagomonadaceae.